CCAUCUUCUGCUUUUGGUCUCCGCAAUCUCCUGCAGACCCACCACUCUUUCUUUCUCUCUAUCUCUCUCCUCAUCUCUAUCUUCCUCGGAUAUUUUAUUUUUGUACAAAAACCUCUUACCACCACCAUUUUACCCAACAACCAUUAACAAGAAAAAGAAAUCUUGCAUUUUCUUUUUGGGUUUUGUAAUUGUAAAGCCUCUCAAUUCAAUACAAUCAAUAAUAAUAAUAAUAAUAAUGGCUACAACAAUUACAAGCACAAACCCAAAAUGCAAGGCAUGUGAUAAAACUGUUUAUCUUGUUGAUAAGCUCACCGCCGACAAUAAGGUCUUCCACAAAGCUUGUUUCCGUUGCCACCAUUGCAAAGGCACUCUUAAGCUUAGCAACUACAACUCCUUUGAAGGUGUUUUGUACUGCAGGCCGCACUUCGACCAGCUCUAUAAGCAAACUGGCAGCUUAGACAAAAGCUUUGAUGGUACACCUAAAACAAAACCAGAAAGACAUGUUGAUAGUGAGAAACCUCCAAGCAAAAUCUCUUCCAUGUUUGGUGGAACCAGAGAUAAAUGUGCAGGAUGCUCCAAGACGGCUUAUCCAACUGAAAAGGUAACGGUGAAUGGCAGUGCGUACCAUAAGAGCUGCUUCAAGUGCUAUCAAGGAGGAUGCACAAUCAGCCCUUCUAAUUACAUCGGCCACGAGGGAAGGCUGUACUGCAAGCACCACCAUGCUCAGCUCAUUAAGGAGAAGGGUAACCUCAGCCAGCUUGAGGGUGACCUGGAGAACUCAUCAAAAGUCACAGAAGUUGUUGCAGAGUCAUAACAGCAGUCAGCAGUACUCUGUGUUCCCUUCAUGUAUCUUUCAGAUACGAGGCAUCGAUUUUUACGCAGUCUACAUUGGCUUUUUGCAGCAAUAAGAGAGAUCGAAACCUUCAAAUUUACAGUUCUUUAUGGUUGUAGGGUUUUAUGGAUUUGUUGAGCUGUGUUUUGAUGUUGUGGCAUGCAAUACAAUGGUAAAAUGGCAAUGUGCAAUUCAAGUCAAGUUUCCAUAUCAA
Beta vulgaris subsp. vulgaris (sugar beet) is the source of this 1046-nucleotide messenger RNA. Its product is annotated as LIM domain-containing protein WLIM1. The coding region runs from base 236 to 814 and encodes 192 amino acids. Gene Ontology annotation, molecular function: actin filament binding. Gene Ontology annotation, biological process: actin filament bundle assembly. The record is from RefSeq and is a predicted model, not a curated record. Gene Ontology annotation, cellular component: actin cytoskeleton; plasma membrane. Lineage: Eukaryota; Viridiplantae; Streptophyta; Magnoliopsida; Caryophyllales; Amaranthaceae. The transcript is spliced from 5 exons.